CGUCAUUUCCGCUAUACCAACUGGCGGGACUUCUUCAGCUGCUACAAAUAUUAGGAACGAGUUGUUUCCAGCCAUUAUCAGAUUAUUUUCAGGCACGGAAACGAACAUAAGCCCUUAAAACAUGAUGGAAAAAAGCGGAGAAGACUCCCGAGGACCUAAAGACGACAUGGUCGUGUUCUCAAACGGGUGCCGGGAGGAGCCCUCAGGGGGGGACGGAGGAGUCUCGGAGGCUGAGUCCCGUUCCCAGGGAGCAGCAGCAGCGGUCAGCCCGCAGAAGUUCACCUUCAGCCCGAAGCCCAGCAUAGAGGACAUCCGCAGGAUGCAGGCCGACUUCACGGACGAGCGCGACUGGAAUAAGUUCCACCAGCCCCGCAAUCUGCUCCUGGCCAUGGUAGGGGAGGUGGGCGAGGUGGCGGAGCUCUUCCAGUGGCGGGGAGAGGUGGCGGAGGGUCUGCCGGACUGGACCGAGUCCGAGCGGGAGCAGCUGGCGCACGAGCUGAGCGACGUGCUCAUCUACCUGGUGGAGCUGGCCGAGAAGUGCCGCGUGGACCUUCCCCAAGCGGUGCUGCGCAAGAUGGCGCUGAACCGACUCAAAUAUCCCGCUAGCAAGGUGCACGGCUCGGCCAAGAAAUACACAGAGUACAAGGACUGAGAGCUGGGGGGAGUAGAUAAAACUUAACGUUUUAUUUCCAGAGACUCACUGGACUCUUGUCUGCUAUAAGAACCCAGCUUUUCCGGAUUCUGGUUCCCCCCGUUACAGACUCAGAGUUUCAGGGAAGAAGCUGUUUCUCCCUGAAGUCCCAGUUCAGGAGCUUUAAGAUUUCAGUUCAAAGGUCACAGUCUGGAUUAAACUGUCCACCAUAACACGGAAACAUCGAGAGGGAUUAGUUCAUUUUUGUUUUUAACUAGGUAAUUUUUGUAAACAUUUUUGUCCAAAUCAGUUUUCUUUCUUUUUUUUUUUUUUUUUCUUUUUUUUUUUUUUUUUUUUUUUUACUUUAAAAUAGUAAAAUAUUUAAAAAUCUGAGCUGUGUUCUGUGUUUCUGACAUAACCAUAAACCUGUUGAGUUACUAGGAUUUUAUUUUAUUCCCUUGUCAGGAGGAUAAAUGUGGAGUAAAAUGACAUUUAUAAAAAAAAUGAAAGUCCAAUUCCAUUUAGCAAAAGUUUCCGAUAUAGUUGAGGAACAUUUUGCCAUCUUUUUGUAAUCUGUUUAAGAGUCAAUUUUAAUUUGAAAGAAUUUUGAAUUAUGUUUGACUGGAUUCUUUCUUUUGUAGCUGAAUUAAACAGAUGUUAUGGAUUUAAAA
This is a messenger RNA of Gambusia affinis (western mosquitofish), 1302 nucleotides long. It is a transcript of the gene dctpp1, whose product is annotated as dCTP pyrophosphatase 1. The record is from RefSeq and is a predicted model, not a curated record. NCBI's taxonomy places the organism in Eukaryota, Metazoa, Chordata, Actinopteri, Cyprinodontiformes, Poeciliidae. The transcript has a single exon. Gene Ontology annotation, biological process: nucleoside triphosphate catabolic process. Gene Ontology annotation, molecular function: nucleoside triphosphate diphosphatase activity. Bases 122 to 652 code for a protein of 176 amino acids.